Molecule: messenger RNA, 6271 nt
Organism: Daphnia pulicaria
Lineage: Eukaryota; Metazoa; Arthropoda; Branchiopoda; Diplostraca; Daphniidae
Exons: 17
Coding region: 385-4869 (1494 amino acids)
Biological process (GO): proteolysis
Molecular function (GO): serine-type endopeptidase activity; protein binding
Source: RefSeq, a predicted model, not a curated record
AAGCAUUCAGUCUUGGGGCUGCCACCGGAGCGGUUGUUGUUGUUGUAUCUCUCUCUCUCACUUCUCGUCGUGAACCUCUCAGUGUUGAGUCUGUGCUCUCGUUCACGAGCAGCAGCAACAACCCGGUCCGCGCGCACUCGGCUCGGACUUUAUUUUUUGUUUCGUUUUGUUUGGUUACUCGUCGAGUGAUUGUUGAUUUUUUAUUUAUUUUAGUUAUUUGUAUUUGGGGGGUUUUUCGGUCACGUGGAAAUCGGUGUCGGAAAAAAAACUGAAUUGCUGCCAGCCCCGUUUUUCACUCUCACUUUUUGGCAUUUGAAAAAUCGAACCAACCAGAGAGAACGUUUGAAAAACGAUUGAUUCUUAAUUCGGAGAAGGUCGAAAAUUAUGUCCAGUAGUUCGCCGUCCAUGUCUGUGAUGGAAAUGGAAGAGAGCAGCGACACGAGUCGAGAAGAUCGAAAAUCACGUCGUCAUCGCCCGUCAGCGGCGCAACCCAAAGGUCGUCAAAUCACCCGGAAUUUUGCCCAUCCUCCGCCCAGUCCUGUGGGUUCACUGUCUUACGGUGCCGGCAUGCCGGGUGGCGUUUACGUCAGCGGAUCCCCUUAUUCGACAUCCGUCAGAGAUCAGCCGGUAUCCGGCAGCAUUCCGGCUUAUUCCAUGUGGGGAAGCGAUUCGUCCCAACUCUACCGGCCCGGUAGCGGCGGGAAAGAUCCGAAAGACAAGAAACAAGUGUGCAGCACUUUGCUCAUCACCACGGCCACUCUGGUCGUGUUGGCCGUUUUGGGCAUCGCUGCCGUGGCCGCUUAUCUUGGAGUUAUGACUAAUCACUCGGACGGAGAUAAAUAUGAGAUCGAAUUUGAUUGUUCCUUGAGAAUCAGCCGCGGGGAUAACUUCCGCCUCAACCUCGCUGAUCCGACUAGUCCCCAAUUCCGUACGAAAUCCGAUCGCUAUCGACGUCUGAUUGACAGUGUGUACAAGGCUAGUCCGUUGUCUGAAUCAUUUCGACGCUGUUCGGUGGAGCGCUUCACUAAUGGCAGUCUGGUCGUUCACUUCCGAUUGUUCUUUGAUCGCCGCAAAAUACCAGUGCAAAUUGGCGAAACGGAAUCAUCCGUCCGAGACGUAAUGGUCCAGGAGGUGAUGGCUGUCGAACCAGUCGCAUUCAAGUCCGUCGUAGUCGACAUCGACACCAUCAAAGUUCACAGGCAUAUUCCAUCACCGGCCAUGUUGAGCCAGAGUCAGCGAUCGCGGUUGCAAAUCGCCGACAGCGUCGAAAGUGAAGAAGCAGACGACGACGACGCGGGAAAUUCGAUUCAUAACAAAGCUGUUCAUCCGAUUGAAUUUUCCGAUGACAUCGACGAAAAUGUCGUCAACACCACCGAAGACGAGAGUUUAUUCACCACCGACGCGGAUGUGGACAUCAUCAGUGAGAAGAGCAACCACAAAAGUCUGGAGCCGACCACUGAGCCGUCCCUUCCGGAGAUGACGUCAACCACCACCACCACCACUAAUACUCCGCCCAGAAUCUCAUCGACUGAGACCACCCGGCGGACGGCUGCCGCCGAUUCUUCGCUUGUAAUUCCGACGCAAGAUCCCCGACUGAGUUACGACGACAGCGAAUGGAAACCUUUAAUUGUGAACAUGAAACCACCGGGCAGAGCCCAGCUGGAGCAGAGGCCGACCUCGAUGAUUCCGCACCCGGCCGAGUCUGAAGACGACGCGCUGCUGCUAAAUCAUCAACCCGCACCCGAGGACGACCCCGACAUCUACCAAAUCGGCCUCGAAAAUCACGCAGAAGAACCUCCGGCCGGAUACCAAGUCGAAGAAGAAGGUCAAAAGCAGACGGCCGAUUUACAAUCAAACGUCAAACACGACCGCCGCGUCAUCUCCGCCAGUGCCGCAAACGAAAAUGAGAAGGACGUGGCUAGCGGCGAGGCUGAAGCUUCGCCGGAUGAAGCGACUUCUCCAGUGACUCCGACUAAAUUCAACUUCCUCCAGUGGUUCAACUCGCAACUCAACAACGUCAAAUUAGCUCAGACCAGGCAGCAGGAACAGCAACAGCAACAGCAACAGCAGGCAGCAGCUGCUAAUAAUUCCACGAAUGCCGAGUUGCCCGCGGGACCCAUCUCGCCCACGCGCUUUUUCACGGUGAAACCGACAGCUGUGUCGUACACGGGAGUUCAGCCGAUAUUACGGCCGAAACCGUGGGAAGAGAAUUCAACCGACUCGCCACCACCACCACCACCAGCACCAGCAGCACCACCUAUGGGGCCCUUGUCCGUGGCCGGUUUCAUCGUGUCCACUAUGAAUCGGACGGCCAUCACCGAUUCGGCUGUCGUCUUGCCUCAAUCAUUUCACGUUCAAACUUCGCUGUCGCUGGGCAAAGAGCCGCUCAAAUUGGUCGAGAGUCCCCGCUCGCAGAAAUCUCUGCCGGACAAUUUUCAAUUGGAUUUGAUGUCGUCGUCAUCGUCGGCAGUGGCGGGCAGCAGCACGCGGAACCCGAGAGAAUUGCAAUUGGCGGAUCGGCAGACGCAAGUCGAGUCGUUGACGGAUUUCUUCCCUCGGGUGAGACGACCCGUGGCCCGACCCCAAGUGAGUAAGGCUCAACAGCGGGACAAUUCGGCCGGCACGCGCCUACCGAUCGAAGGUUUGUUCAGCACCUUGAAACCGCCUCAAGGUGCCGCCGGCCAGGAGACUAUAAUAAGUAAACACCGCAGCAGCAGCAGCAGCAGCCACACCAACUCGCCCAUCUACACCUUCAAACUGAAUCAAGGCCAAAGUGUCCAUGACGUCCUGUCGCAGCUCUUGGCGGAUUUGACCAUUGGCGAAUCGCCGUCCCUGGUGGAAGUGGACGGGGCCGCCCCGUCCCUAACAUUGGCCGAGCAGGAGCAACUGGAAAAUAAUGACAUGAAAAAUAAGGCCAGCAAUAAGAAAGUGGAUGACGAUCGGCUCAAACCUUGGGCUCACAUGCCUUUUCGACCGGCUAUUUUGAACGCCCUUUAUCAUAAUACACGCAAUUCAACCAGCACAAAUACUAGCACUAGUACUAGUACUAGUACCAAUGUCAGCACCCCGGCCGCUAUUACUUCAGUCACGUCUUUGAAUGAGGACGCCGGCGUCACGACGUCGACAGAGAUUGCCACAAGCGGGGGGCCAAACAUCCAACAGGUUGUCACCAACUGGCCUACGGAAUUCACGACUGCAGUUGCAGAUUGCGACGACGAUCAGUUUCGGUGUACGAACGGCGAAUGCGUGUCGGCGCUGGCGCGAUGCAAUCAAAUGAGCGACUGUCGUGACGGAUCGGACGAGCUGAAUUGCACUUGCUCCGACUUUCUGCGUGCACAAUUCCUGUCACGCAAAAUUUGCGAUGGCAUUGUCGAUUGCUGGGAUUAUUCCGAUGAGAACCAGUGUGAGUGGUGCCGUCCGGGCCAAUACAUUUGCCCGAACAGCAAAGUGUGCAUCGAUCGAAAUUUGAUUUGCAAUGGCUUUCGAGAUUGCCCAAAUGGAGACGACGAACGGCACUGCAUCGCUUUAGCCCACCACUUGGACUCCACCGAAGAAAUGAGCUAUUCAAAUUCAGGUUAUCUGAUGGUCCGUCGAGAAGGCCGAUGGGGUAAACUUUGCAUGCAGAAUUUUGAGACCGCCGUUGAAAAACUCCGCCAAUCUUUCCAAGUGAACGACCUCGGAAAAGCUGUUUGCAAAGAACUGACAUUCACCGGAUUGGAGAGAGCCGAGAAGAAGCUGGACUCUUCGAGAUCGAGUCAAGAUUCCUCAUAUUUUGAGCUGGUGGAAUCGGGAAAUGAGGAUAACGAGUACGAGAACCUCGACGACCAGUUGGCACUCGACAAUUUGGACCAAGACAGCGGAGCAUUGGUGGCGAGACCCAGAGCUUCCAUGCUCGAUUACACGACAAGUAAAUGCUCCAAGCGUCAAGUCGUUCACGUCCAUUGCCGCGAUCUCGAGUGCGGUGUCCGGCCCCAGUUGGUCUCGACCAGAGCAAGAAGGAUCGUGGGUGGAGCGAAUUCGACCCCUGGUGCCUGGCCCUGGCAAGCCGCCCUCUAUAAGGAAGGAGAUUUCCAAUGUGGCGCCACCCUCAUUUCGUCGCAGUGGCUCGUUUCGGCCGGUCAUUGCUUCUACCAUGCCCAAGAUGACCAUUGGGUGGCCAGACUCGGAGCUCUUCGUCGGGGAUCGAAUUUGCUGUCGCCACACGAACAGGUGCGGGUCAUUUCGCACAUCUUCAUCCACCCCGGAUACAUUGACACGGGUUUUGUCAAUGACAUUUCCAUCCUGCGCAUGGAGGAACCCGUUCGCUUCACCGACUACAUCCGGCCGGUGUGUCUGCCUCCACCCACGGCCGACAUCCGCGACGGAAGACUUUGCACCGUCGUCGGAUGGGGACAACUCUACGAAACAGGACGCGUUUUCCCCGACACCCUGCAGCAAGUGCAAUUACCUCUAGUCUCGACAGAAGAGUGUCGAAAGAGGACACUUUUCCUUCCUCUCUAUCGUCUCACCAACAAUAUGUUCUGCGCCGGAUUCGAUCGAGGAGGCCGUGACGCCUGUCUGGGCGACUCUGGCGGACCCCUCAUGUGCGAGGAACCUGAUGGUCGAUGGACGCUACAAGGUGUCACCAGCAACGGAUACGGUUGUGCAAGAGCCAACCGCCCUGGGGUCUACACAAAAGUGGCUCGAUAUGUCACAUGGAUAGAUCAAGUCGUCAACGGGACCUAUCGAAGUACAAGGAGACCUUCGCUCUGUACCAACGGCCACCGAUGCCUCCUAGGGCAGUGCCUGCCAAAGAGUCAUGUUUGCAACGGAAUCGUUGAAUGCAGCGACGGCAGCGACGAAAGGAAUUGCACGCCAGUGACGCUGUAAAUCUUUGAUUCACCUUACAUUCUGAUUAUCUAAACUGUUGCUCGCGUUUCACGCAACAAAUGCAAAGUUUAAGCAAAUGGCGUACGACCAAACUACGUUUCAAGAUGGCCGUAUUAUGGAAAUGACGGAAUUUCGAUACAAAUUGUGACCUUUUACUGGCAAUCAUACAAACAGGAAAAGGUUGAUUCCCGAUGAUUCAAUCUUAUGACUGUCCUAAAUCAGUAAUGAAUAUCUUUUGUGUUAAGUAUUUUUAAAUGAUAUACGCUAGCGUGCAUUUAAUAUUCGUGUUCAGUUUGCCAGUGACGUGCUAUCAUAAGCAUUUCUCCUCCUAAACUACGUCCUUUCAAGAAAAAAAAGAAAUCAUCCUCGUGUCUUAUUUAAAAUGUUGUAAAAGCGAAUAAGUUAGCAAACCAUGGCCAAGUCCUUGCGCGUCAAAUUUAAUUAUCAUUUUUGUCAAAUGACCCGCGUGUUUCGACGCUACCAACGUCAGAGCAGCAGCAGCAGUUCGGAUAGACGGCAAAUUCGUGCGAGUGAUAACCAUUUCGAAAUGAUAUCAGCUGCUUCCCUUAUCCUGUGUAAGUGUAGAUUUUUUUUAAAUUGCUGUGGGGCCUUAAUUGUAAAAGAGUAAAAUCUAACAAAACACUGAAACUGAGCAGCUUAUUUCGAUACAAGUGCAUGGAGUAUCCUAACACACCUUGGCCUUAAAUAGUAUUAAGCAUACGCAAUAUCAAUAUGAUCCAGGUAAUUUGAACGUUUACCAUUUAUAAAACCCAUUUUUGUGUACAGUCGGUUAACUUGAUUUCGUUUUUGCUGUGAAUGAGGAUCUAACUCAUGUGCUGUAUUUGUCAAGAGAUCUUGUCUAUGAAAUUGAUGAGUAUCGUGAAUACAUUUAAUAAAAACAACAACUCAUAACAGAAAUGCAAAAAAGUUGCAACUAAAAUAUUCUUGGGAUUCUACGCUUCAAACAACCAAUUUCAUUGCUUUGAUCUUGGAUAGCCAAGUUAGCAUAUAGAGAUUGACCUAUUAAAAUCGAAACAGGGAAUUCGAACAAAUGGAAUAAUUUUCGCAAUUGAACAUAAAAAGAACUUUAGUUCAACCUCAAAUUGGAGAUUCGAGUCAACCAAGUCAACAACUUGGUGUAAUUGGUAUUUCGCCAUUCCUUUCCGUUAUCAAGUAGAUCUAACUGUUUUUACAGACACCAAGUACACAUCAGCACUUGCCUAAUAUUUAACGGUAUUUGGAUAACACUAAUUGAAAAAAGAAUUUUUGGUACUACACCCUAAUUCAAAGAAAAACUAACGGUAAUAAAUAAAUUAACAAUACAUCGACGAAGCUGAAAACACUAUUCCAGAAUUCACGUAUGCAGCAUUAAAAUAAAUAAAGUGCCCAUGAAAUAAUUAAG